AUGCAAUUCCUCAUCCUCGCCUUCGCUGCCCUCGUAGCCGCUACUCCAGCCCAUCUCCGGACUAAGCGUGGUCCUCACCAAGUUUGCCCUUCCCUCGACACGCCUCAAUGUYGCCAACUCGACGCGGAUGGCAUUCUUGCCUUGACAUGCUCAGCUCCAACUGCUGAAGUCCACACUGCUGCUGGACUCGAGAAGAAUUGCGCUAAAUCUGGGCUUUCGGCUUACUGCUGCACUCUUCCUCUUGAUGGUGAUGCUCUUCUCUGCUCUGCUCCUUGA
Messenger RNA from Ramularia collo-cygni, 276 nucleotides. RefSeq lists its product as uncharacterized. The record is from RefSeq and is a predicted model, not a curated record. Gene Ontology annotation, cellular component: extracellular region. The transcript is spliced from 3 exons. The coding region runs from base 1 to 276 and encodes 91 amino acids. Lineage: Eukaryota; Fungi; Ascomycota; Dothideomycetes; Mycosphaerellales; Mycosphaerellaceae.